GUCCGCCGCCCUCGUCUCCGCUUCUCCUUUUUCUUCAUUCUUCUCCUCUCUCUCCCCUAGUCCCUCCCAAGCCCUUUGCUUCCACUUCCAGCAACCAUGGCGUUCCAGAAGAUCAAGGUCGCCAACCCGAUCGUUGAGAUGGAUGGGGAUGAAAUGACCAGAGUCUUUUGGAAAUCAAUCAAGGACAAGCUUAUAUUGCCCUUCUUGGAUUUGGAUAUAAAAUAUUACGAUCUUGGCCUUCUUCACCGUGAUGCUACGGAUGAUAAAGUUACAAUAGAAAGCGCAGAAGCAACGCUUAAGUAUAAUGUGGCAAUCAAGUGUGCAACAAUUACUCCUGAUGAAGCUCGUGUUAAAGAAUUCAAUUUGAAAUCUAUGUGGAAGAGUCCAAAUGGGACAAUCAGGAAUAUUUUGAAUGGAACUGUGUUCAGGGAACCCAUUCUCUGCAAAAAUAUCCCAAGACUUGUACCAGGGUGGACAAAGCCCAUUUGCAUUGGAAGGCACGCUUUUGGUGAUCAAUAUCGGGCUACUGAUGCAGUCAUCAAAGGCCCUGGAAAGCUCAAAUUGGUAUUUGAGGGAAAGGAGGAGACUGUGGAUCUAGAGGUUUUCAACUUCACUGGCGCUGGAGGGGUGGCGUUAUCUAUGUAUAACACUGAUGAGUCAAUUCAUGCUUUUGCUGCAGCUUCAAUGAGUACUGCUUACCAGAAGAAAUGGCCACUUUAUCUUAGCACUAAAAAUACAAUUCUCAAGAAAUAUGAUGGGAGAUUUAAAGAUAUAUUCCAAGAAGUGUAUGAAGCUGAGUGGAAAACCAAGUUUGAGGCUGCUGGAAUAUGGUACGAACAUAGACUUAUUGAUGAUAUGGUUGCAUACGCACUUAAGAGUGAAGGUGGUUAUGUCUGGGCUUGUAAGAAUUAUGAUGGUGACGUACAGAGUGAUUUCUUAGCUCAAGGCUUUGGAUCCCUGGGAUUGAUGACAUCAGUACUGGUUUGCCCUGAUGGAAAAACUAUUGAAGCUGAAGCUGCACACGGCACUGUCACCCGACAUUACCGUGUUCACCAGAAGGGCGGUGAAACUAGCACAAACAGCAUUGCAUCAAUCUUUGCUUGGUCACGGGGACUUGCGCACAGGGCUAAGUUAGACGAGAAUGCUAGACUGCUUGAUUUCACUGAAAAGCUUGAAGCUGCCUGCGUUGGAUGUGUGGAAUCUGGAAAAAUGACUAAAGAUCUUGCCCUCCUCAUCCAUGGAUCCAAGGUGACCAGAGACCAAUAUUUGAAUACUGAGGAGUUCAUCGAUGCUGUUGCUGCAGAACUGACAGCAAGACUCCAGUGAAAUUCAAAGCUGUUUUUCGAUCAUGUGGUGAAGAUGAUUGGAGAGUGGAAAAGAGGUCUUUUUUCAUUGAUCCAAGCUAUUUUAAUUUGAGAGACCUUACUGCUUAUGCUUUUUUUUUUUACAAUCACAAUAUUUGGAUGGUUGAAUCCUUCUAUUGAUGUUGGUGAUUGGAUAAGAAAAGGAACAUUUUCAUUGAAAUGAUGCAUUGUAUUGGGUUGAAUUUGGACAUCAA
Dioscorea cayenensis subsp. rotundata (Guinea yam) is the source of this 1558-nucleotide messenger RNA. Its product is annotated as isocitrate dehydrogenase [NADP]. NCBI's taxonomy places the organism in Eukaryota, Viridiplantae, Streptophyta, Magnoliopsida, Dioscoreales, Dioscoreaceae. The record is from RefSeq and is a predicted model, not a curated record. Gene Ontology annotation, molecular function: isocitrate dehydrogenase (NADP+) activity; magnesium ion binding; NAD binding. The coding region runs from base 97 to 1326 and encodes 409 amino acids. Gene Ontology annotation, biological process: isocitrate metabolic process. The transcript has 16 exons. Gene Ontology annotation, cellular component: mitochondrion.